Sardina pilchardus (European sardine) is the source of this 2487-nucleotide messenger RNA. Its product is annotated as neurofilament light polypeptide-like. Gene Ontology annotation, molecular function: structural constituent of postsynaptic intermediate filament cytoskeleton. NCBI's taxonomy places the organism in Eukaryota, Metazoa, Chordata, Actinopteri, Clupeiformes, Clupeidae. The transcript is spliced from 4 exons. The record is from RefSeq and is a predicted model, not a curated record. Gene Ontology annotation, biological process: neurofilament bundle assembly. The coding region runs from base 187 to 1986 and encodes 599 amino acids. Gene Ontology annotation, cellular component: axon; intermediate filament; postsynaptic intermediate filament cytoskeleton.
UGCAGCUCUGAAGGCACAGACACCCUCAACAUCUGCCUGUGUUUAUCUCUCUCUACUCUCCUCUCCUCCCACUCAAUUACUCGCCGCUGCUCGAUUCUCUAACUCUCUCUCUCUCUCUCUUUCUGGUGUCAGUCGUCUCUUCUAACUCUCGCUCGUCUCUCGCACAGCUGAUCUCCCGGCGUUGUCAUGGCUUCGUUCGGCUUCGACCCGUUCUUCCCCUCCUCCCACCGCCGUAGGGUGGUGGUGCGCAGUGGCAGCAGCGGUGGCUACGGGGGGCCGUCUCGCUCACGCUCCGUCUUCACCUCCUACUCCGCCCCCCACUACGCGCUGACCGUGUCGUCGGGCCGCGAGCUGGACCUGGGCCAGGCGGCGCAAGUGAGCUCGGAGCUGAAGGCGGUGCGCACGGCCGAGAAGGCGCAGCUGCAGGAGCUGAACGACCGCUUCGCCGGCUUCAUCGAGCGCGUGCACCACCUGGAGCUGCAGAACCGUGCGCUGGAGGCCAAGCUGCAGGUGCUCCGACAGCGCCACGGCGAGCCCACCUGCCUGCGCUCCAUCUACGAGCAGGAGGUGCGUGCACUGCGUGCGGCCGUGGAGGAGGCACGUGAGGAGCGGCAGGCCGCACAGGAGCGCCGUCGGCAGCUGGAGGAGGCUCUGAGGGCACUGCAGGGCCGCUACGAGGAUGAAGUGUUGACGCGCCAGGAGGCCGAGGGCCGGCUGGUGGAGGCGCGGAAGGGGGCGGAGGAAGCAGCGCUGGGCCAGGCUGAGGAGGAGAAGCGUCUGGACAUCCUGCUGGACGAGAUGGCCUUCCUCAAGCGACUGCACGAGGGCGAGAUCACCGAGUUGCAGGCCCAGCUGCAGUACAGCUCCCAGGUCUCCGUGGAGAUGGAGGUGGCCAAGCCGGACCUGUCGGUGGCGCUGCGUGACAUCCGGGGCCAGUACGAACGCCUGGCGCAGCAGAACAUGCAGUCCGCCGAGGAGUGGUUCCGCUCCAAAGUCAGCACUAUGGCCGACACCACGGCCCGCCACUCCGAUGACAUCCGUCUGGCCCGAGAUGAGGCGGGUGAGUUCCGCCGCCUGCUGAAGGCCCGUGACCUGGAGAUUCAGGCGUGCCAGAGCCUCAACCACGCGCUGGAGCAGCAGCUGCAGGAGGCCGAGGACAGGCAGAGCGCCGACGUCACCAACAUGCAGGACAUGAUUGCUCAGCUGGAAGAUGAGGUGAGGACCAUAAAGAAUGAGAUGGCACGCUACCUGAAGGAAUAUCAAGACCUGCUCAACGUCAAGAUGGCUCUGGAUAUCGAGAUCGCCGCCUACAGGAAGCUGUUGGAGGGGGAGGAGACACGCUUCAAUGUGGGUGGAGUCGGGGGCAUGUCCAGCAUCUUCUCACACACCAUCUCAUCCACGCCCUCCUUUGGCCGACCCGUCUUCUCCGUGCAGGCCAGCCUGAGCUCUGGCGCCCCCUACCUGCUGGGUACUCGCCUCCUCAGCUCCUCUCUCUUCAGCGAUGACCUGAUAACCCCCAGCCGGGCUCAACAGGCCGAAGCCAGCGCAGCAAAGGAGGAGGAGGAGGAAGAAGAGGAGGAGAAGGAGGAAGAAGAAGAGGAGGAGAAGGAGGAAGGAGAGGAGGAAAAGGAGGAAGAGGAGGGGGGAGAUGAGGGAGAAGGUGAUGAGGAGGAAAAAGAGGAAGAGGAGGAAGAAGGUGAAGAGGCACAGGAAGCGAAGGAGGAAGAAGGAGAGGAGGAUGCAGGCGGUGAGGAAAAGGAGGCAGGAGAGGAGGGAGAAGAGGAGGAAGACGCUGAAGGAGGAGAAGAGGGAGGGAAGGAGGAGGAAGAGGAGGAAGAUGCUAAAGGAGGAAAAGAGGGAGGGAAGGAGGGGGAAGAGGAGGAAGAGGGAGGAGAUGAAGAAGAGGAAGAAGAGAAAGGAGAUGACAAGAAGAGUCCAGAGGAGGAGAAGAAGAGCGAAGCAGAAACUAAACCAAAGAAAAAGUAGACUGGAUGCAUCCAGACCCACGGUGCUAAAUGACUUUAAAGAAUGGCAGUCUCAACACACCCCUCCUAAACACUCGCAUGCACACACAUGCGCACACACACAUGCACAUACACACAGACUGCUGUUAUCACACAGCUCUGCAUUUCCCUGAAUCAUUGUGAAUGUCCAACUCCAAAUGCAAACCAACAUUACGGCUGUAAGCAAGACCCCUAACCAGGAGCCGGUGCUGAGUGUGUGCAUGGGCCCCCAGUGUGUGUCUGACGUUUUCAUUUGUGUACGCAGCAAUUGUGUGACCUUAGCUGUGAGUGAGAGAGUAACUGCUUUUUUCUGUGUGUAAAGAGGCUGAGCAAUCCCUCCAGGCAAUGCAGUCAGCUUAUGACUUUGGAGCCAAAACCUGCCUACAACCUUAACACAAGUGUGCUUAAACAUGAUCCAAAUGCCUUAGAAUCCUUCCAAGAGGGACCAUGGUGUACAAAUAAAAUCUUAACCUGCUUCACUUCA